Molecule: messenger RNA, 1676 nt
Organism: Aureococcus anophagefferens
Lineage: Eukaryota; Pelagophyceae; Pelagomonadales; Pelagomonadaceae
Exons: 1
Coding region: 139-1632 (497 amino acids)
Biological process (GO): SRP-dependent cotranslational protein targeting to membrane; SRP-dependent cotranslational protein targeting to membrane, translocation
Cellular component (GO): signal recognition particle, endoplasmic reticulum targeting; cytosol
Molecular function (GO): ATP hydrolysis activity; endoplasmic reticulum signal sequence receptor activity; GTP binding
Source: RefSeq, a predicted model, not a curated record
UUGAGCCGCGCGUCGAGCGAGCAUAGACUGCGCGUCGCGCCGACCGAGCCGCCCCGCCGCCGCCGCUCGGCGCCCCCGCACGUUAGUGGUCGCAGCGCUCCUCGCCCGUGACCGCGCCGGCGCGCGCCCGCGACCGCCAUGGUGCUCCAGGAGCUGGGGUCGAAGCUGACGGCGGCGCUGCACAAGAUGCAGAGCGUGACGGUCAUCAGCGAGGAGGUGCUGGACAAGAUGCUCAAGGACAUCGCCGCGGCCCUGCUGGAGGCGGACGUGAACGUGCGCGUCGUCAUGGAGCUGCGCAAGGCCAUCAAGACGCGCGCGAACCUCGAGGAGGAGUCCGCGGGCACGAACCGGCGGAAGAUGAUCCAGAAGGCCGUCGUCGAGGAGCUCGCGGGCAUGCUCGACCCCGGCGUCAAGGCCCACGAGAUGAAGAAGGGGUCGCCGAACGUCAUCAUGUUCGUCGGCCUCCAGGGCGCGGGCAAGACGACGACGAUCGCGAAAUUCGCGAACCACUACCUCCGCAAGGGCUUCAAGUGCUGCAUGGUCUGCGCGGACACGUUCCGCGCGGGCGCCUACGACCAGCUCCGGCAGAACGCGACGAAGCUGCGCUGCCCCUUCUACGGGUCCUACACGGAGGCCGACCCCGUGCGCAUCGCGCAAGAGGGCGUCGACCAGUUCAAGGCCGAGAAGUACGAGGUGAUCAUCGUGGACACGUCGGGCCGCCACAAGCAGGAGACGGCCCUCUUCGAGGAGAUGCAGGAGAUCCGCGCGGCCAUCGAGCCCCAGAACGUCAUCUUCGUGCUCGACGCGACGCAGGGCCAGGCCGUCCACGAGCAGGCGAGCAGCUUCCACGAGGCCAUCGACAUCGGCUCCGUCGUCAUCACGAAGCUCGACGGCCACGCCAAGGGCGGCGGCGCGCUGAGCGCCGUGGCGGCGACGGGCGCGCCCAUCCUCUUCCUCGGGUCGGGCGAGCACUUCGACGACUUCGAGCCCUUCAACGCGCACUCCUUCGUGAGCCGGCUGCUGGGCAUGGGCGACAUGCGGGGGCUCGUGGAGCAGAUCAAGGACACGAUCGGCGACGACAAGCAGCCCGAGCUCAUGGAGAAGUUUAGCAAGGGCCAGUUCACGCUCCGCGACAUGUACGAGCAGUUCGAGAACGUCAUGAAGCUCGGGCCCCUGUCGAAGGUCAUGGCCAUGAUCCCGGGCAUCCCCUCCAUGAUGGGCGGCGAGGGCGACGAGUCGAACAACCGCCUCAAGCGCUUCAUGUACAUGAUGGACUCCAUGACGGACGACGAGCUCGACGCCAAGGUCGACCUGAACAAGUCGGCCUCGCGCAUCGAGCGCGUCGCGCGCGGCUCGGGCUGCCACCCCAUGGAGGUCCAGAUGCUCCUCAAGUGCCACAAGCAGUUCGAGAGCGUCGUGUCCAAGAUGGGCAAGUCGGGCCUCAUGAAGGGCGGCGACGCGGCCAUGGCCAAGCAGAUGCAGCGGAACCCGAACCAGGUCAUGCAGCAGCUCCACAAGGCCAUGGACCCGCGCAUGCUCCAGCAGAUGGGCGGCGCCCAGAACCUCAUGUCCAUGAUGCAGGAGAUGUCCAAGCUCGAGGGCGAGGGCGGCAUGAAGGGCCUCGGCUUCUAGGGCCGGGCGCGGCGCGCCGUCGUAAAAAGCCCUCUCGCAUCGUG